Molecule: messenger RNA, 2914 nt
Organism: Ziziphus jujuba (common jujube)
Lineage: Eukaryota; Viridiplantae; Streptophyta; Magnoliopsida; Rosales; Rhamnaceae
Exons: 22
Coding region: 202-2826 (874 amino acids)
Biological process (GO): proteolysis
Molecular function (GO): metalloexopeptidase activity
Source: RefSeq, a predicted model, not a curated record
GGAGGGAGGCAAUACACCGUUUAGAAAAUUUUCUCACCUGUCAGUCAGUCACCGCUAGACACUUCCAACAUAAACUUCACUCAACAAUCCAAAUCCACUUGUCAACUUCGCCGUUCAACUCAAUCCCCCACGUUUCCUUCUAUUUCUCAUGCUCUCAUACUCUUUUGCCGAGAGAUCGACGCUGUCGGGAGGGGAUUGAGAAUGGCGUCCAGGGAUGCCUCCGGCUUCAAAUUGUUGUUCGGUUUGGCCGUCAUGUACGGUCUAAUGUCGAUGCUGGUGUAUUGUGUCAUCCAGAUGAAAUUUAUUAAGCCUCUGGAGAUGGACGCGCCUCUGGAUCGGUUCUCGGAAGCUAGAGCCAUCGAACAUGUUCGAAUUUUAGCCAAAGAGAUCGGCGGUCGCCAAGAAGGAAGGCCUGGUUUGAAAGAAGCUGCUCGAUAUAUUAUCCGACAGUUGGAAAUGAUGAAGAAGCGAGCGGGAUCCAAUACAAGGAUUGAAAUACAGGAGACCUUUGUUAAUGGCAGUUUCAAUAUGAUGUUCUUAGGCCACAGCAUAUCUCUGGCAUACAGAAACCAUAUAAAUGUUCUUAUGAGGGUGUCAUCAGUGGACUCGCAAAUCUCAGACCCAUCAGUAUUAAUGAAUGCCCAUUUCGAUAGUACACUUGGUUCUCCUGGUGCGGGUGAUUGUGGUUCAUGUGUUGCAUCGCUAUUGGAAAUAGGAAGGCUUGUUGUAGACUCUGGUUGGGUUCCUCCUCGGCCUAUUAUUUUUCUUUUUAAUGGUGCUGAGGAGCUUUUUAUGUUGGGAGCACAUGGCUUCAUGAAGACACAUGAAUGGCGUGAGACAAUUGGAGCUUUUAUAAAUGUAGAAGCAUCUGGGACAGGUGGUCCAGAUUUGGUUUGUCAGUCUGGACCAGGUCAAUGGCCUUCGAAAGUUUAUGCUCAAUCAGCAAUAUAUCCCAUGGCACAUAGUGCAGCACAGGAUGUUUUUCCUGUUAUUCCUGGAGAUACAGAUUACCGAAUGUUUUCCGAAGAUUAUGGCAGCAUUCCUGGGCUGGAUAUUAUCUUUCUAUUUGGUGGUUAUUUUUACCAUACAUCCCAUGAUACUGUAGAGAGACUAUUACCUGGAAGUAUCCAAGCACGCGGAGAGAAUUUGUUUAGCAUUUUAAAAGCCUUCACCAAUUCUUCUCAGCUAACAAAUGCCCAUGAAAAAAAGUUUGUCAAAGCUAAUGCAAAUCUUCAUGAGGGUGAACGCGCUGUUUUCUUUGAUUACUUGACAUUUUUCAUGGUAUACUAUUCAAGAAGGGUAGCUCUAAUACUUCACAAUAUUCCUCUUGCCAUCUUCCUUGCCAUGCCACUCUUUUUAUAUUUAAGGUCCUCCGGGUUGCGUUCUUGGUUUGCAGUUUCCUGGGACUUUAUGAAAGGAAUGUUAUUCCAUGCUACUGGGGUUAUACUAGCAAUUCUCUUCCCAAUAAUUUUUUCUAUCCUGAGAUUGUUGUUUACUAGUCAAGCAAUGAACUGGUUUGCUCAUCCAUAUUUAGCUUUCUUGAUGUUUAUCCCCCCUGCACUUAUUGGUUUGUUGAUUCCAAGAGCUGUUUGUGGUUGCUUUCCCCUCUCUCAAGAUGCUUCAGUUCUGAAGACAUCAACGGAGGCACUAUCGGAUGAAGCAAGAUUUUGGGGAGCUUAUGGUUUAUAUGCUUCAAUGACUUCGGCAUAUCUUGUAGCUGGGCUGAGUGGUGGCUUCUUAACUUUUAUGCUGUCUGCUUAUAUGCUUCUUGCAUGGAUUUUGUUUUGCUUAUCGGUCAAAUCUUGUGGUCAUCAAUUGCUCAGUAUUGCUCCUCCCAGGACAGCAGUGUUUUAUGUGAUAGCUCAAAUUCCAUCCCUUGCAUACUCUGUUUAUUUUGGUGGCUUUCUUGUCCAAUUCUUGAUUGAGAAGAUGGGCAUGAUGGGCACUAUUCCACCCCCAUAUGGCUAUUUCAUUCCCGAUGUUAUAGUAGCAGCACUAAUUGGAAUUGUGACUGGUUUUUCUAUGGGCCCUCUAAUACCUGUUUGCAGUCACUGGUUAUCCAGGUCAUCUAUUAUGCAAUUUUUGCUUCAUCUUAGUGUGCUAGGCUUGGCUCUUUCAUCUCAGUUCUUUCCGUAUAGCACAGCUGCACCUAAGAGGGUUGUUUUUCAGCAUACUUUUCUGACUGCAGAUAGCAAUCGAAUUGUGGACUCGAGUUAUGAUAUAUCUGUAUUGGAUUCCAAUUCCUUAUCUUUUCUUUUCAAAUAUGCACCUCAAGUGGCAAAGGAAUUACAUCUAAGUCCAGACUUCUCUUUUGAAACUGCAAGGUUGUCUCGCCAUGAAACUUGGAUGGGGCUUUUUCCUGUUUCUUUACUGUUUGCAAGAGGCUUGAAGCUCCCAGCAAAGAGUGAUGAAAUGUUGAAGCAGUACAAACACUUUCCGAAUCUUUCUACUUAUGAGCCACACAUAAUCUAUAGUGGGGAAACUCGGAGAGUUCACUUAGAACUUUCCUUAGGUUCUCUGGAGGAGAUUUGGGUGGCAGUCCUCAAUAUUACUGGCCCGUUAUCCAGUUGGUCAUUUGCAGACAAUAUGCUCCCAGCUCCUGAAACAUACAAGGGAGGCCCGCCAUCUUAUAUAUCUCGACUUAGUGGAGCAGGCAACGAGAGUUGGAACUUCUGGCUAGAGGUUAACAGUGAUGAAGAGUUGAGAGUGGAUGUUGCAGUGGUAGACCAAUACUUGGUUGACGAAGCAAAGAAGCUGACCGGCCUUCUUCCAGAGUGGGCGGAUGUGAUUGCUUAUUCUAGCUUUUUGUCUAGUUAUGUAUUCUAGCAGUGUCCCAAUUGCUUUGGGAAUCAUUUUUGUAAGACACAAUUUUAUAAACAAAAAAAUAAUUCUUAUUCAGUUUUUAACUUCAUCA